AUGUGGUGGGGUCCUGCUGUGCAGAUCGGCCUUCUUGCCGUCAUCUUCAGCCAACUGCAAGCCGCAUCGAUAUUCGAUCAAACAUCGAAGGGGAAAUGCCAGCCGAUCGAAAUUCCACUCUGCAAAGAAGUCCCUUAUAACUAUACGUAUUUUCCAAAUCCUUAUCUACAACAGGAUCAACAAAGCGUGAGUUCUCCUCAACAUCUCUUCUAUAUUUUUCUCCUCCUCCUUUCUUCAGUGAUGAUCCUCAGCCUUCCUGGGACCGAGUCGACCUCACUCAGUUGA
Ostertagia ostertagi is the source of this 285-nucleotide messenger RNA. The record is from the annotation of a GenBank genome assembly. NCBI's taxonomy places the organism in Eukaryota, Metazoa, Nematoda, Chromadorea, Rhabditida, Trichostrongylidae.